AUGGGAAAUUGUAAUAACAGCAAAGAUGUAAAUUUUGAUGAUGUUUCAUUGCCCUCCAAAAAUGAUUUUCAUAUGCUCUUUGUUAUUGGCAGAGGAGGGUUUGGAAGAGUUUGGAAGGCCGAGAAUAAAAAGACAAAAUAAUUAUACGCAAUAAAAGAGUUGAGCAAAUGCAAGAUUGUAAACAAGAAGAGUGUCAGUUCCGUCAUGAAUGAAAAAUAUCUGCUAUGCAAUUUAAGACAUCCAUUUUUAGUUAAUAUGCAUGCAUCCUUUUAGGACAGAGACAAUCUGUACUUGGUAAUGGACUUGAUGCAAGGAGGCGACCUAAGAUACCACUUAUGUAAGCAGAAAAGGUUUACUGAAAAACAAACAAAGUUCUUCAUAGUUUGUCUAUUGCUGGCUCUGGAUUACCUCCACACCAAUACAAUCUUACACAGAGAUGUCAAGCCGGAGAAUUUGGUCUUCGAUAGAAAUGGUUAUAAUUCAAAUUCUAAAUUAGGUUAUCUAAGAUUAACAGAUUUGGGUAUUGCCAGAAUCUGGAAACCUGACAAUGAAAAUGACACUAGUGGAACUCCAGGCUAUAUGGCUCCAGAAGUCAUGUGCAGACAAGCCCAUGGAGUAGCAUCAGAUUACUUUGCAGUUGGCGUCAUUGCCUACGAAUGCAUGUUCGGAAAAAGACCUUACAUAGGAAAAACAAGAAGGGAAAUUAGAGAUUAAAUUCUAGCUAAAUAAGUUCUAGUUAAAUUAAAUUAACUACCUGAUGGGUGGUCAGAAGAAUCAGCUGAUUUCAUUAACAGGGCAUUGUAAAGAAAGCCAAGCAAUCGACUAGGAGCUAAUGGUCCAGAAGAAGUUUAAACUCACCCUUGGUUCAAGGACAUUGAUUGGACUACCUUCUUUAAUUAAACUGCUGCUACCCCUUAUUAAAUUAAUUGCAACCAUGAUAAUUUUGAUGCUAAAUUUGCUAAUAUGAGAGAGGAAGAAGACAGUCAACAAAUUGAAUAAAAUGGCAUUAUGCUAAGGAGACAAUCCAUAUAAGAACUUUUUAAUGGAUACACAUUUGACCAGACUAUUACUCAGAUUCCUUUUUAAGGUAAUUCUGUUACUAAACCAACCAUACCUCAUUUGAAUACAUAAUAGCUCACAUCGGCAAGAAGAACAAAUCAUGAAGAUACCAAUCCUUAAUUAUCACAGAUGUCAUCAAAAAAAUAUAAUUUGGUUUCCUCUACUCCAAGAUUACAAACUAAAUCAAUGUCUUCUAGCUAAAAGCCAUAAACAGAUAGGAGUCAUUUUUCAAAUAAAUUCUAAUUUAAUUGA
Messenger RNA from Paramecium tetraurelia, 1311 nucleotides. RefSeq lists its product as uncharacterized. The transcript is spliced from 7 exons. Gene Ontology annotation, biological process: peptidyl-serine phosphorylation; intracellular signal transduction. The record is from RefSeq and is a predicted model, not a curated record. Lineage: Eukaryota; Ciliophora; Oligohymenophorea; Peniculida; Parameciidae. Gene Ontology annotation, molecular function: ATP binding; protein serine/threonine kinase activity.